This is a messenger RNA of Nematocida ausubeli, 2694 nucleotides long. RefSeq lists its product as uncharacterized. NCBI's taxonomy places the organism in Eukaryota, Fungi, Microsporidia. The transcript has a single exon. The coding region runs from base 1 to 2694 and encodes 897 amino acids. The record is from RefSeq and is a predicted model, not a curated record.
AUGAUCAAUAAGAUACUUCUUAACCUAAUGAUGGUGCAGAGUAUUUUCUCAAGGGUUUCAAUGGAAGAAAUCCAUAAUGUUCAUAAAAUUCCAGUUGGAGAGAAGCAAGAUCUAGUGAUUAACCCAGCAGGACCAUUGAAUCUACUACAUGGGUACAUCAUUCAAAGGAAUGGGUACAUUUAUAACCAACGGUUUUUUUCCCCAAGAAUUGAAGCACAAUAUCUCAUGGAGAAGGGUGAAAUAUCCCCUACAGGAGAACAAGAAUAUAAAUUCAAAAGAUCACCAGCCCGUGACAAAGUAUACAAAGAGACAGACUCAAAGAACCCAGUAGAAGCAUAUCUUAGCACUUACCACACACAACUCAUAAAGAUGUUUCCUUCCGUAGAUGGAACUCUUUCAAUCGAGUCAGGCAGAUCCACUAUGAUCACAAGCUUCUUAAGAUCAAAGAAUGCAAAAAAGGAUGCGAAAUAUAUCCUGGCUUCCCUUCUACUGCUCUCAGAAGGAGUUGACAUUAAAAUAAAUAUAGACACAAAAGCAGAAAAGAAGAAGGUUGUCAUAAAAAGUAAGACAGUCAAGGAUAAGACAAUUGCAGAGAUAGAAUUAUACAUGGCUGGUAUAGAUCCAAUUACAAAUAAGCAAAAAGAAGAUAUCUACCAAAAUGAGACAGCAGAAAUUGUCAACUUCUAUAUACGCUGCAGGGACAGGCAGUUUUUGAAGAAAGGGACUGACCUAGGGAUGCCUUCUAAAAAAGAAGAGUUCGAGAGUGGCAGAUUUCUGAAUAAUCCAUCCUUCCUUAUACAGACGUAUAUCUAUGAGUUCAUUGACAAGGAAGAAGACUACAAGGAAUUUGUAGAAGCAGUGCAUGAAUUACUUGUUGAUCAAGUGGUUGAAAAAACUAAUCCAGAUGACACCAAGAAGAAACCGAAAAAAGGGAAAGAUCUUAAUAAAUUCUUCUUAGAGAAGGAUAAGUUAGGUGAAAAUGGAAAGUACGUCGAUUCUUUCUAUGAUCUUGUGAAGAGCAUAUCAGAAUAUGUUAGAUUUCCAUUCUACAGUGCCAGUCAGCUGCCCGUGUACACUAGAGUACCGCAAUGCAAACUAGACAAGACAGGCUUUGAAGAAGACGAAUCUUUAUACUACAGUAACUGUGUGGAAACUGCCCUUCUUGGACUAUUUUGCUGUCUGGCAUACAACCCAGAGAAAAAAGAGUAUGAAAUUAGUCACAUGGGAGAGGGAGUAAGUGAUAAGCUUAAAGAGUUCUUUAAAAAGUAUACUAUGCCCACUGAAACCACGAAUAUUGAAAUGCAUAAGAGAUGGAGUAAAGUUACUGCUUGCUUAGAGAACGACAAAAUUGACUACAAAAAGGCAAAAAAUGAACUUAUUUCCGGGAUUAUAAAUAUACUUCUUGCAAUUGCAAAAAUAACAGGCCAAGAUGAAGCCAUUCUAGAACUAGUUGAGUACAUAGAAAGUGCACACGAAAAAGGCGAAUUAGACGAUGACCAGAAAGUGGAAAUUUCAAAUAAGAUAGAAGCAAUUAUUACAUCACUCUCUUUGAAUAAAAGUGUGAAGGUAAAGUGUGAAAAUAUAGAACUCGGGGAGAGAUCAAAUGGAAAGGCAGAUCUUUUCUGUAAACUCACAAUUACGUAUACAUCCAACGAUAGAUACAAUGGGAUUGCUUUAGACGUAAAAAAAGGCCAUUCAAGUCUUACUCUUCUUCCAAUGUUGCAAAAAGACUCUUUGUUCAUUCAAGAGAAAUAUGAAGAAGCGAAAAGGGUUUUCAGUGACCUAGACAGCUACCUAGGAUAUAUUUUCAUGCAGCAUGCAGAUUCUGAACUUAACACUUUAAGAAAUGACAGUGACAAGGUAUUAAGUAAUCUGAAGCAAGAUGUAGAUAGGAUAUUGCAAGAUGGAUACGAGAAUAUUCCUAAAAUAUUCUUAUUAGGAAAGUUUGUCGAUAUUGAUUGCAAGGCGUACAUUAUGGAGCACUUUAUGAUCUAUUCAACAGAAAAGGACUUGCCCCUAACUGAUGAUGCAACCCGUUGGACUGCAAAUAUUCUGGGAAGUGUGCCUUUGAAUGACCAUCAUGCACGGCACAAAAUGAUAAAAAGUUUCCCAUUCCAUGCGCACUGGCAGAUGUACUACCCAAAACUCAGCUACAAGCAGGGCGAGCCCCUUCCUGAAACAGAAUUUACAAUAAGUGAUUUAUCUUCUGUGUAUAGAUCUAUACUAAGGAAGCAGUCUGUGUCUCUUGUAGUUAAGUGCAUGGAAAACUACAUAACUAGUGAUAUGAAUGGGCACAUUGAUGCGUACAACUUAUUAUUCCAUGGACCGUUUUUUGAGAACUUGUUUAAGCUUAUAGUGAAGACUGAUGAAAUCGAUGCAUUUACAAGGAUGCAAUCAAUAAUUGAGAAAACCAAGACUAAGAAAGACCAGAAGGCAGUGAAUUAUAUUUACAUCAACUGGUUUAUAUUCGCAUGCAGAAAGCCUGCAGACUCUUUAGAGCUUAUUGAGAUAAUUUAUGAUUUGAUAAAUUUUGAUGACCUUAGGAAUCCUGCAAUUCCUUCUUAUGAAUUAUCCAGUAAAAACAUAAAAGCAGUUAGAAAGGUUUUAGAAGAGCAAAAAGAUAUGCUUUGUUCGGAAAGUGAUCCAGAGAGCAUGGAUAACUACAAUACGAUGCUAAAAUAUUUCGCAAAAUGA